This is a messenger RNA of Cladophialophora psammophila CBS 110553, 1290 nucleotides long. RefSeq lists its product as uncharacterized. Gene Ontology annotation, molecular function: oxidoreductase activity. The record is from RefSeq and is a predicted model, not a curated record. The transcript has a single exon. The coding region runs from base 1 to 1290 and encodes 429 amino acids. NCBI's taxonomy places the organism in Eukaryota, Fungi, Ascomycota, Eurotiomycetes, Chaetothyriales, Herpotrichiellaceae.
AUGGCGACCUCAUCAGCCCAGAUUAACCCCACUGUAGGCAUCCUUUCCAUCGGUGACAUGGGCAAUGGGGUUGCCCGGCUGCUCCGCCAUCACGAUCACACGAUCUAUACAGUCGCCACGGGCAGAAGGCAAGUUCUUCCAGACCUUCGUCCAGAUGAUAGUACUAGUAUUGAACUCUUUGCUGAGCUGCCUUCACUUUCAAGUCAGCACACUCUUGACCGGAUCAAGGCUUCGCAGAUAACGACCUUGGAAUCAGAUGAACAGCUAGUUGCUGAAGCCGACAUCAUUUUAAGCAUCGUGCCGCCGAGAGAUGCAAUAGCAACAGCGCGACGGGCGCUUGAAGCCUGCCGCUCGCAAACCGCAAUCAAAAGGCGCAGUGAAAGAAGAGGCACCACGGCUGUCUCACAGGCGCCAAGUCUAACAUAUAUCGAUUUGAACGCUAUCAGCCCCAAAACCGCCAGAUCCAUCGCCGCCAUGUUCUCGACACCGAUGACUCCCGCAUCACCUCGACGACUGUCCAUAUCGCGCACUUUCACCUUCCACCCGAGAAGAGAAUCCGAGCCAGAGCUGGAACCCAUAUCAAUUGACUUCCUCGACGGUGGCAUCAUUGGGGGUCCUCCGUCACUCAGACAGGAUCAAUCCUGGAAAAAGCCCUCAGUCAUCAUUUCUGGACCAAAACAUGCGGAACUCCUGACUCCAGCGUUCGUCGAUCUUUUGAACAUCAAAAUCCUCGGCCCCAAAAUCGGCACGGCUUCGGCCUUGAAAUCCUGCUUCGCCUCCUUGACGAAGGGCAUGACGGCGCUUUCCAUCUUGUCAUUCACAACGGCACACACAUGCGGCGUGCUCAAGGAACUGCAGGCUCAUUUGCAAGAAUUCUCUCCGCAAUUAUUGGCAUUCGCCCAGGGGGGGCUGGUGAGCAUGCCGCCCAAAGCGUACCGUUGGGUGGAAGAGAUGCGGCAGAUCAACGAAACCUUCAGCGAAGAAGGUGGGUUCACCAACGCCGUCCUUUCCUCCAACGGAGGCAGUCACGACCACCAGACCCCGAAUAGCACCAUCGUCCCCAGCAAUGGUAAGCACGUGUCUGGCGUCUUUGAAGGCAUAGCGGAGAUAUACAACUUGGUCGCGAACGACACAGUCCUGGGUGAUGAACGGGUCGAGCGCCGCAAACGGGGCACGAACCCCGAGGACGUGGCCGAAUGCGUAAGAGACGGGAUCGCGAGGAAGAAAAGGAAGCUGGCUGGUGAGGAGUCGGAGUUGGAUGCAGCGUGGAGGGGGAGCUGGGGUGCUUGA